CUGAGGAUGAGGAAUCUCCUCUUUGCCGUGCUCUUGGCUUGUGGGCUGCUGCCCGCUCGCAGCAGCGUCGUGGAGCUGGAGCGGAUGAUCCGGGCGAGCACCGGCAGAAGCGCCCUCUGGUCCUACAGCUGGUACGGCUGCUUCUGCGGCAUCGGGGGCAGAGGCACCCCGCUGGACUCCACCGACCGCUGCUGCCAGGCACACGACUGCUGCUACAGGAGGCUGAGGGAGGGCAGCUGCAGCCCCCUGGUCACCCCCUACCACUUCAGCACCACCGAUGGAGACAUCGUCUGCAGUAAAGAGCAGAGCUGGUGCAGGAGAGAGACCUGCCUGUGUGACAAGGAGGUGGCAUCCUGCUUCGCCAGCGCCCUGGGGUCCUACAACAGCUCCUACCGCUUCUACUUCAGGCUGAGGUGCAGAGGAAGCAAGCUCCAGUGCUGA
Dryobates pubescens (Downy woodpecker) is the source of this 441-nucleotide messenger RNA. Its product is annotated as phospholipase A2, membrane associated. NCBI's taxonomy places the organism in Eukaryota, Metazoa, Chordata, Aves, Piciformes, Picidae. The record is from RefSeq and is a predicted model, not a curated record. The transcript has 4 exons. Gene Ontology annotation, molecular function: phospholipid binding; calcium ion binding. The coding region runs from base 7 to 441 and encodes 144 amino acids. Gene Ontology annotation, biological process: lipid catabolic process; negative regulation of T cell proliferation; phospholipid metabolic process.